Molecule: messenger RNA, 3824 nt
Organism: Octodon degus (degu)
Lineage: Eukaryota; Metazoa; Chordata; Mammalia; Rodentia; Octodontidae
Gene: Syngr1
Product: synaptogyrin 1
Exons: 4
Coding region: 58-762 (234 amino acids)
Cellular component (GO): neuromuscular junction; synaptic vesicle membrane
Source: RefSeq, a predicted model, not a curated record
CACGCGCACUGGCCGGCGGCGCGCGCCGAGCGGGGGGCGCCGCGCGGUGCAGCCACGAUGGAAGGGGGUGCGUACGGAGCUGGCAAAGCGGGGGGUGCCUUCGACCCCCAUACCCUGGUCCGGCAGCCACACACUAUCCUGCGUGUCGUGUCUUGGGUGUUCUCUAUCGUGGUGUUUGGCUCCAUCGUAAACGAGGGCUACCUCAACAGCCCCUCGGAGGGCGAGGAGUUUUGCAUCUACAACCGGAACCCCAAUGCCUGCAGCUAUGGUGUGGCGGUGGGUGUGCUGGCCUUCCUCACUUGCCUGCUCUACCUGGCCCUGGACGUCUACUUCCCCCAGAUCAGCAGUGUCAAGGACCGCAAGAAGGCCGUCCUGUCCGACAUUGGUGUCUCAGCCUUCUGGGCCUUCCUCUGGUUCGUGGGCUUCUGCUUCCUGGCCAACCAGUGGCAGGUCUCCAAGCCCAAGGACAACCCACUGAACGAAGGGACUGAUGCAGCCCGGGCCGCCAUCGCCUUCUCUUUCUUCUCCAUCUUCACUUGGGCGGGCCAAGCUGUGCUGGCCUUCCAGCGGUACCAGAUUGGCGCCGACUCGGCCCUCUUCUCCCAGGACUACAUGGACCCCAGCCAGGACUCCAGCAUGCCUUACGCCCCCUACGUGGAGCCCAGCACAGGGCCGGACCCCGCCAGCAUGGGCGGCACCUACCAGCAGCCGGCUACCGCCUUUGACACGGAGUCACAGGGCUACCAGUCCCAGGGCUACUGAGCCUCAGUGACCACCUGCCCCACCCCUGCCCUCUGCCCCAGCCCCACCUUGCCCUGCCCUGACCCUGUACACCUCCACACCUCCAGACCACUCCAUGGAGGCCAGGGUGGCAUGGGGCAGGGAUGGGGCAUCAGGUUGGGAGUGUCUAUCUGUGUGUGUGCCAGUGUGUCUAAGCCCAGCAGGGCCCGGAAGGUGGGACUGGGACCGUGCAUUCCUUCUCUGUGUCCGCAGUCAUUCACAGAGCGCUACUCUGUGCCAGGCCCAUGCUCAGUAUGGGGGUGAGAGGCAGUGCUGGUCCCUGGAAAGGGAACGCUGAGAGGUGGAGUGGCCCUGUCAGUACCAAGGUAGGAAUGCUGGGGUGGAGAUAGGUAUGGUGCCUGGAGGUCUGGCCACAUGGAGACUUAGUCUCAGCACAUGACUGGCACCCCUAGGUCCCCCUGCAGCAGGCCUGGUUGGCUUGUCGGGGAUGUCCUCACUGCAUGGUUGAGGAGAACAAGGCCUGGGAAGGGCAAGGUCACUCACCCAGGGUCCGUCAGGCAACUGGCAUAGGGGGAGGCUGCACCUGGGCCCCCCCAGGCCCCCCGGAGCCUGCCUGCUCUUCCCUGUCUCCCACCACCCCUAGCUCUGAGCCUGGGGCUCCACUCCUCAGUGUUACCCUUGUUGUGGGGCACUUGGGGAUCCCAGCCCCAUGAGACACCUUGAUUCUACUGCAAGUCGGCUCUCUCUGCCCCAGCAGCUCACCCUCCGCUGGCUUCCCUGUCAGCUGAACUCCACUGUCCCCGUGCUCAGCAGCCCUCUCUGUGGCCUCUUGGGACUGAUCACUCUCCUGGCCUCUAAGAGUCCCUGUGUCCUUACGCAGGGCUGGGUGGACAAGGAGACCCUGGGUUCUUUGAGUGAGUAGAAGCCCUGGCUUCCUGCCUCCGUUUCUUGCCUCAGUCACACAACAGGUACAGAUUCCCUGCUCCUGUGGCCUUUCUGGAAAUGGAAGCGACCUAGUACAUAGUCAGGGGCCAGGCUGGAUUCAGGGUUGGAGCCCUGUGGGCAUAGAGAGUUCUGGGAGCAGUGGGAGGGAGGUGGAGUCACAGGGCCGAGGGUGCAAGGGCCCUGCGCUGCCCCAGGUGGUGCAGGGGGAGCAGCAGGGCAGAGUGGGGGAGGGGAACUGGCAGCACUAAUGGCGCAGAGGGGCCAAGGGGCAGGUAGCAGCACUGCACCCCGAGCCACCACGGGACAGGGGAGCACAGCGGAGGAGCUGUGGGUGGUCCACACAGACAGGAUCCCCUCCACCAUCAUCCUAGGCCUCCCAGGAUCCAACUGGUCAGGUCACUCACUGGCCCUCUCUGGCAUCUGGGGUGGGAGCCCCAGGGGGUGUGUCCCCUGCCCGCCAGGGUGCCUGGUCUGUUGGGGAGGAUAAGCACUAAACAAAGUGCAGAGUCUGGCUGGUGGGACUCACAGUUCACAUGCACUGCGGCCUGAGGCUCCUGAGGAGGACCCAGGGCGGCAGGAGGGGUGGGGAGGUGGGUCGCUUCUGGGCAGACAGGUAGGGCUGCUCUCCUCCCUAGGAGAAGAGCACAAACCAGUAAGCAGUGACACAAGCUGUGAGCUCAUCUGGUCCAUUCUCCCAGGGGCAGCAAUGAUGGAGAGAUGUGUUGCUGUCCUCUGCUUUCCACAUCUGGGGAGGGGGCUUUAUUGACUGUCCCCCAAGGUGACCAGAGUGGGGACAGCAUGGGGGGCAGUUACCUCUGUCCUGAGCAUCACCAGUGGGGCCAUGGUGGCUGGGCAGUGUUUCCAGCAUGGCAGAUUCUGUACCCACCAUAGGAGGCCAGGACCUCUCCCCUGUUGGGCCCAGGAGAUUCCAUUGGUCUCGCUGGUGCCAACCAGCUGCUGGCAGUGCCAGGCGGGAAACAGGGUGCCUAUAACCUCCACCUCAUCCUGCGUGUGUAUUGCAGACUGACCCUGCUACUCUAGGCUGUGGGAGUUUACAGGGCCCCUGCCAGGAGUGGGGGUGCUGAGUCAUCUCAGUGGACACCCCAGCACCUGGGGUACAGCCCGCAUACCAGCUCCCAGCAUGAGCCAUCAUUCGACAGGACCCUGGCAGGGCCCUGUGAUGGAGGGAGAGGCACACAGGGCAGGACCAGGAUGAGAGGAUGAACUGCUGACUCUGUUACUGGGAGAUCUCCAAGGGGCCCCCAGCCCACAGGACAGCAGCACCUAGCACCCCUCCCUCUGCUGCCCUCUGCUUGCCCUCAAUCACACUGUCCAUGGGGAAUGGCCCCCUGAAAACCCUGUGGAGUUUGGGCCCCUUCUCCCAGGCAAGCACAAGAGGGGACCCAGGACAUGGGUUCCACACAAGUUUAGAGCUUCAAGAACCCUUAGAAAGGUUAGAGCCGGAACAGGAAGACAGUGGCUCAUCCUAGGUAAAGCACAGAGUGAGGUGCAGAGCCCAGGCCUCUGCCUUCUGCUUAGAUGUGGGCCAGGGCUCCUGACGCCCUGGGAGUGUGAUACUUCUGGGCAGAUUCCCAGGAAACCAGCGUGGGUUCCCCACUCCAUCCUGCCCUGGUGAUUCUGGGUCUUCAAAGACUUGGGGUCCCUGGCCUCUCCCCUGUAACUAAGACCCCUUAAUUGUUACCCUGAGGGACCCUAACCUUGUCCCAAAGCCCUUUUGAUUUUCUAAGGAGCAAGGGGGAACCCCCCCAGAGUUUAUGGAGGAUGGCUUGAUCCAGCCAUCUCCCAGCGCCGCCCCUGCCCCAGCGCCCCCUUCCCUGGUGCCCAUAGCCCUUGUCUGGGUGCCCUGGCCCCUUUGCAGCGUUACUGCCUGUGUAUAGUAUAAAUAUAUAUAUUUUCUAUAUAUAAGAUGUAUAAUAUAAGGCUCCACAAAUAUAUCUGUGUGCGGUGAAGGGCAGGCCCUGCCCUGGCCCCGGCUCUCGACCCCCACCACCUGGUUAAGUCUCUCAAGAGUGAAUCCAGUGGCCCUGUGGCCCCCUCCUUUAUGACAUCUGUCCAUUUGUGGUGAACCAAGUGAAGGUGGUGACUCCUGGUGACAUAGUAAUAAAGUGAAGACUCAG